AUGGCUCAAGGCGACGACGAGGUCACCGUCGCUGCAGGCGAUGAUGUCAGCAUUCUCGACGAUUCUACAAGUGAGGAGUGGUGGCAGGUUCGCCGCCUUAAAAAUGGCAAUCAGGGCGUUGUUCCCAGCUCCUACAUCGAAAUCACAGGAUCAAUCACCCCCAUCGUGGCAACCUAUUCAGAUGUAGAUUCAGCCAAGGCCACCGUCGAACAGAACCGCCUUGAGGAGAUCCGGCUGACCAAAGAAGCCAUUAGAGCGAGCAAGCAGCCUCAACAGGUAGGGAUGGGAAUGAAUCUUCCCGAAAGAGGGAGCAGCCUUGUGGCCAAGGAACAUAGUAAUAAUUUGGGACAACAGCGAAGCCGGCAUGAAACUGGCCGAACCGAUGGCGAUGAGCAUCCAAAGGCCAAGUCAAAACCGGAGUUAACCAAGGUGAGAGCCUGGACAGAUCGGUCUGGCUCCUUCACUGUCGAGGCACAGUUUCUCGGCCUCAAGGACGGCAAAAUUCAUCUACACAAGAUGAACGGUGUCAAGAUUGCUGUACCAAUCACCAAGAUGUCGCGCGCCGAUCUUGGGUAUGUCGAGAGUGCGACAGGCAUCAGUCUCGACGAUGACAGGCCCCUGGCGGACGUCAAGACGGCCAAGUCGGCAGAGAAAAACCGUCUGUCCGAGGUCGGAGCAACUGUUGGGAAGAGCGAAAAUAUUGACUAUGACUGGUUUGAGUUUUUCCUGGCGUGCGAGGUUGCGGUUGGGCUUUGCGAACGGUAUGCCCAGGCCUUCGCCCGGGAUUCGAUGGAUGAGAGUGUGCUGCCUGACGUCAACGCGACAAUACUUCGAACGUUGGGUCUUCGCGAAGGCGACAUUAUUAAGGUCAUGCGCAAGCUGGAUGCCAAGUAUGGCCGCGACCGGGGGAAGCUUGAGUCGAACGAAGAGACAACCGGGGCCUUUUCUCUGGACCUGGAGGAGCCCUUCGUAACAAUACACGGAAGGGUCGACCGACACGAGCCAUGCAGACAAGCGACGUUUGACGGCAAAUGGAAAGCAACCCAGCUCGGUGGCAAAAACGCAGUCGACUCCGGAGCCAGCCGUGACCGCCGAGUUGACAGGUUCUAUGAAGGAACUGUCUCUACUCUCCCGCCCACUUCAACCAACCCAAAUCGAGCCCCCACCAACGAUAGCGAAAAUGACCAACACACUAGAGCUUCAAGAUCACACUCAACAACUCACUGGCGCAAGCCCGUCCUUCUUUUCCACCGUCCCCAAACCUGCCCAAUCGCCAUCGUCACCAAAAGCUCUUGCCCGACACCGACCGGCACCCCUUCAAUGUCAUCGACGGAAAGCUCUCUGAUACCGCCGCCGCCUCAACGUCCCUUGUCGGCUCCUCAGGCAGCACAGUUAUCCGUACCGUCAUCUUCCAUGAUGCCUCAAAUGACCGGUCCUAUUCAAUCGCAGGCGGCAUCUCCAGGUUCCAAUCUCAACAAUUUAGCUCAAGUCAGGCUAGUACAACAGUAUUCGGAACAGCUCCAGCCCGCAUCGACCGUCUACUUAAGUUUCCAGGAUCAAGGCCUAGCUUCAUAUUCAUCAGGAGCCACGAACCAGCAGCAAUAUAUGCAGCCAAUGAUGACAGGGGUUCCAGGUUCAAGCCCUUUCCCGGAUUCGGGCCGUCCAUUGCAACCUCAAAUUCUGGCUCAACCCAGCGGCCUCCCAUCUCCAUUUCCUCCCAGCGUAAUGCCCUACUCCUCCGGGUCAGGCGCAUUAGGCGGAGUUAAUAGCAUACUACCUUCGCCCCUAGAGCCUCAGAGACCGGGUGGGGUAAGUCUACAGCUGCAGCAGAUGGACGCUCUUGGUUCCCUGGGUGGCGGCUUUACCCAACCGAUUCAGCCUCAACAGACGGGGCCGCCCCCUCCAGUCCGAUUUGGUGUGGUGAAAGCGGAAGCCCAGAGGCUGACUCCUCAGCAAACUGGGCGGCGAGCAAAUCUGGCUCAAGCAACGCCCCAGAAUCCUUUCGGGUUUUAA
This is a messenger RNA of Drechmeria coniospora, 2013 nucleotides long. RefSeq lists its product as uncharacterized. Lineage: Eukaryota; Fungi; Ascomycota; Sordariomycetes; Hypocreales; Ophiocordycipitaceae. Gene Ontology annotation, biological process: regulation of actin filament polymerization; actin cortical patch assembly. Gene Ontology annotation, cellular component: nucleus. Gene Ontology annotation, molecular function: protein-macromolecule adaptor activity; ubiquitin binding; cytoskeletal protein binding. Bases 1 to 2013 code for a protein of 670 amino acids. The transcript is spliced from 4 exons. The record is from RefSeq and is a predicted model, not a curated record.